AUGACGAUUUAUACACAAAACGUCCGUACGCUUGCAUCGGAAACGGGCAACCAAGAUCCGAUGAUGCAAGCCAAGAUCAAGUACGACAUCAUCGGAUUGACCGAGACGAGACUAUGCCACCCACUUAGCGUCGUGUAUGAAAUUGGAGACGAACUGUUCUUGGGAACAUGCGACUGUAGAGGAGUUGGUGUCCUCGUCAACACGAAUAUGGCAAUAAACACCGACUCUUUCGAACAACUUACAACCCGAAUCAGAGACCUUUACGGAUGGGAAGAUGUGGCUCAACAUCCGCUUAGAGAAUCUUCGACGCUUACGCUCCAACAUCAAGCGACGAAGAAGUCGAAGCUUUCUAUAUGGACCUGGAGACGUUCUACAGAGAUCAUACCUUUUACAAAGUCAUGGUUGGUGAUUUCAACGUCGAAAUUGGCCCAAGAAGAACGCCGGAGGAACUUCACAGCGGGACCUUUGGCCUACAAUGGAACAACCAGGAAGAGAGGCUUUCCGAGUUCAUCAUGA
Messenger RNA from Necator americanus (New World hookworm), 516 nucleotides. RefSeq lists its product as uncharacterized. The transcript has a single exon. The coding region runs from base 1 to 516 and encodes 171 amino acids. Lineage: Eukaryota; Metazoa; Nematoda; Chromadorea; Rhabditida; Ancylostomatidae. The record is from RefSeq and is a predicted model, not a curated record.